This is a messenger RNA of Clonostachys solani, 1419 nucleotides long. The record is from the annotation of a GenBank genome assembly. NCBI's taxonomy places the organism in Eukaryota, Fungi, Ascomycota, Sordariomycetes, Hypocreales, Bionectriaceae.
AUGCCACAGACAAUCCCGCAAGAUUCACCGUCGUUGGCGGUUGAACUCGAGGGCGAUGCUCUCUGGUACCAACCUGGAGAUGUCAUCAUCGGCCGCGUUGUUCGGAGAUGCUUUACGGAGUGUUCAAGGGCCAUUCUGACAGUCUCACUGCACGGCAGAGCAAAAUCAAAGUUCACUGAACGCGAAACCCAGCAUCGGGGCCGGUAUACGCUCAUCGUUGGCCCUCGAAAUAAGCAGCAGCUCUGGAACGGACCCGUUCACAUCCCCGAAAGAGGGGAAGACCAUCAAGGCUGGCCAUUCACUUUCACUUUACCGACUCAUGCAGACAGUCGCUGCCUUCCUGUGAGCGUUAAAGAAAACGAGAAGUUUAGUUUCGUUCCUUUCGACGACGACGUACCGCUCCCUGCGUCCUUUUCAGGAACAUCUACAGGCGAGUACAAGGAGGGCUUUAUUGAAUACUACAUCCAAGCCGAGAUGCAGAUGCAUGCUCAAGGGACCGCCACCGCCGUGAAGCCAGUGAGAAUCGAGCGCUACAAUCCAGGCCCGCCGAUUCAGAUGCGGAUGAAUCUACUGAACACAUUGCAUACAAUCCAGGGAGACAGCCUUGUGCCUGGUUAUAGCCGAGACCAGCUGACUACCUCACAAAAGUUCAAGAAGAUAUUCAGCAGCGUGCCAGCACCCAAAUUGGCUUUUACGCUGCAAACGUGGUUUCCGAUCACAUUGCAAAUGGACCAACCUAGCCAUGUGCCCAUCAAACUACGCGUGGUCCCCAAGUGGGACAAAACGAGCGAGGUUCUUCAGGACGUGCUACAAACGUGUAGACUUCGGGCACUCGAUAUCGAGAUCCAAACCCUGGUGACAAUUCGGUCCGAAGGCACUUUAAACCCUCACGAUGCAGAGUGGAAGUGGUGCGCCAAGGUACAGGGAAGCAGACAAUUGCGGCCAAGCGACGCACCAGUUGAGAUACCUUUUGGGCAUGACUCGGAGCCCUUCGAUGUUGGAGCGGUGCUCAAUCUUCAAAUGAAAACUACCAAAGAUAGAAGGGAAGGAAUGCCUUUCAACGUUCAGCAGCUAUAUCCAGAGUUUACGGCUUACAACAUACGAACUAAGAACAGACUAAAGGGUACCGUGGAGGUCAAAGUCGCAGACAAAGUCAUUACUGCAGAAAUAGACCGUGAGAUCAAGGUUUUCCCCCCGGCUGAUAAUACGGGCGGCCCUCGCGGCCCAGCCAUCGACAAUAUACGCGCGACUUCAGCGACUUGGAACCAACCUCCGCCGCCAUAUGAGGAGCCACCAAGUUUCGAGGGGCUGCAACCAGUGAAUCAACAUGGUAGCGAAGCGAACAGAGGGGUAGAAAAGAUUGAGUCUCUCUGCCCAUCAGUAGUACAGGAUGAGACCGGAACACCCGGAUUGCAAUAG